Mesocestoides corti is the source of this 3462-nucleotide messenger RNA. Lineage: Eukaryota; Metazoa; Platyhelminthes; Cestoda; Cyclophyllidea; Mesocestoididae. The record is from the annotation of a GenBank genome assembly.
AUGGUUCUCAAAAAUUCGCCAAAAUCACUUUGGGCUCGGAACUUUGAUCUCUCGUUAGCUUCAGUUAUCAUUGCCAUCCUUGUUCAGUUUAUGAAUAAUGGAGGAGUAUACACAAAGGGGUUUUUCUACGGCUUUAAUUGGCUUGUGUGGACAACCGUCGCCCUCCAGUCAAUUGGUGGUAUUAUUGUCGCGCUUGUCGUCAAAUAUUCAGACAACAUUCAAAAGGUAUUUAUUUCAGUCGUAUCUGCAUCGUCAUUGCGGGUAGCGCACAUUUGGACUACAACGCCCAUGGCUGUUCUUCUGGUGUUGAUUCAGUGGAUUCUGCUGGGAUAUGGUAGUACUGUUCCUCUUUCUGGCGAGUGGAGCGUUACCGAUGGUGAUAUCACAGUGGAAUUCAAUUUAACCUCAGGGGGCACUGACGUCUAUUCUGUCCUCAAAAAUAGCGGCCUCAUUGAUGAUCCCCUUCGAGGCUACGGUGACACGGAGUUGCGAUAUAUAAGCCACAAGAACUGGACAUUUUCACAUCGCUUUCAAGUUCACUAUCCCGCGGUUACUGAGACAGUCGUGCUUGAACUACGUGAAGUAGAUACUUUCUGUUGUGUCCACCUCAAUGGCAAAUUUUUGACAUGCACGGAUAACAGCUUCAUUCAUGUAAACAUUCCGAUCACCUCUGCCCUCCGUUAUGGAUGGAAUUCUCUUCAACUCGCUUUCCGGUCUACUCCUUUAAUGGCGAAGGUGGCUUACAAAAAGCUAUCACCAGAUCCACCACUGCCCGAGUGUUGGCCAGAUAUUUUUAAAGGGGAGUGUCGCAUCAACGCAGUCAGGACGACUCAGGCCUCUUUUGGAUGGGAUUGGGGUCCGGCAUUUCCGAUCCAGGGCUUCUGGAAACUCCCACAACUACGAUUCAGCAAUGUUAGGAUAGGCGACGGGUUGAGAUUUUUUCCAGUCAUGUCAGGAAGUUCCUGGAAGGCAUUCGUCUCGGUUGAGAUUCUCGACGACGGAGGAGACAGAAGAAACAGCAAUAUUUAUUGUGUUUACUUGAAGCUUGGGGGUGGUCUAAUGUCCACGUGGGCGAAGCGCUGUUUUUUUGCUGAAAAUGGAGAAAGAAAUGUAUGGAUGGAACUGCCUCUUGUCUCUAAUACUACAGUGCGACCUUGGUGGCCAAACGGAGUGCAUUCUGGGCCUCAUUUGUAUUCUCUGAAGGUGAAGCUUCGAAGUCACGACGAAGGACCAAUGAUUGAUCACAAGUCUUACUGGGUUGGCUUCCGACAAAUGGAGCUAGUUCAGGCCACCGACUCGAGAAGCACCUGCGCACGAGGCGAUGCGAAAAAUACCCACACGCCCUCAGCCUCAACUACACUCGCGCGGUGGGGCCGCACGCGCGCGCAAGCGCAGCGCCCUCGCGCGACCACUCGGCGGAACGCGACUGCGCGGUUGGCCGGCCUGCCUACCAAGGCAGAAGGCGUACCAGGCCCUCUGACCAAUCAGGUGAAGACGGGCUGUAUCGAUGUUUCAGUCGCCCGCAUAUUCGCUCAACUGUUGUGUACUGAAUAUUCCACAAACUGCUCUUCAAAAUUUUCACCAAAGAGAGAGGAGUCCUCACUAACUCUCCGUCGUCCCUUUCCCUUGUCCGAUGACGUGAUGAUAGAUUCAGAGGCCUACGGAAAGACCUUCUUCUUCCGCAUCAAUGGCGUGUCGCUGUUCAUCAAGGGAAGCAACUGGAUCCCCUCAAGUCUCUUUCCGGGGCACAGACAGUCUGGUUUCCACGGCGUCAGCAGCCCUCCCACCCAGGCCGAACUGCUGCGUUCGGCAGCCCGGGCGGGAAUCCAAAUGCUCCGUGUCUGGGGCGGGGGACGGUAUGAGUCGCAGCGGUUCUACAAUCAUGCCGGCCGGUUGGGCAUCAUGGUGUGGCAGGACAUGAUGUUCGCUUGCUCCAUGUACGAAAAACCCCCGAAAGGAGAACAGGAUAGCGCGGAACAGGAAAUUCGAUGGCAAGUACGGCGACUGCACCAUCAUCCAGCUGUGGUGGUGUGGGCCACAAAUAACGAGGUAGAAGUGGCUGCCGCGCAGCGCUGGUAUGGCCCGAAAGUAAAUAAAGCUGAAUACCGCAGAAGAUUUCUCGACUCGAUUGCCCCAAUCAUGGUAGAAAACGAGAGGCCGCCAACUACGAACACAGGCUAUGUCCCGCGAAAAGUCCUCCUUUCGUCUCCAAGCAACGCUGAUGCCUCCACAGAUACCGACGGAAUUGACUUCAAUCCUCAGGACCCACUCUCUGGUGAUGUUCACUUUUACUCGUACUACGCUGACCUUUGGGACGAAUGUUCGUACCCAGUCAGCCGCUUUACAUCUGAAUACGGGAUCAUGUCCUUGCCGAGUCCGUUAGCGUGGUUGCGGUCGUUCGACAACAACAGUCAACACGACGACUGGAUGGUUCGUGGUCGGCUAAUGAUGCACAGACUGCACAAAAUCGAUGGCAUCGACAUCGUCGAGAGGCUUGUGAGGGAGAAAUUUGGCGAACCGAGAACCAGCUUCACAAGUCAAGAGAGCUACACACUGUGGGCAUAUCUGACGCAGCUCUACCAAGCAAUCGCCUACAAAACGUACAUAAACCUUCUGGAGCGUCAUCAGUGCACUAUUUCGGGAAGCGCUUUGAGCAGCGACUGCGGUGGGCAGCAAAAGGGCCAGGGUAGGUCAAUGGGUCACCUCUACUGGCAACUCAACGAUGUGUGGGCAGCACUAACGUGGUCCACAAUCGAUGCUGUCGGCCAGUGGAAAAUUGCCCACUACCUUGCCAUCAGGGGAACUGCGUCGUCGAGGCACCCCAUAGGACGAAUCAUUGUGUCCCGGGUAAAGGGACAAAUACUGGUCACCUGGGUACCCCCAGUCAACCCCAUUGUCGAGAAGCGAAUACGCCUCCGAGUUGUAUGCGCCCCUAUUCAAUCCUUCAGACUUGCGCCCGUAGUCAUUUUUGAAACUGAGGACAGUAGCCCGUGGAGUCCAGACAGAUGUCCCUUUGAAGUUGUCAAGUUCAACGUAACGUGGUUACUUUUAAAGUGCCCAUUUGGUGUUCUCAGUACAAGUAUAGACAAUGGUCAAGUGCAGAUAAAUGACACGGCACUUUUGCGCACUCCCAAGGAAAUGGCACCAUUGUGGCCAAAGACAGCAGGAUAUGUGGAGGUAAAGUCAGUCAAGCGGGUUAAAUCAGCACCUUCAACAGUCCCAAGACCUCCCUUCCAAUACCGACAGGUGUUCGAGGUAACCCUUCGUGCAGAGAGUCCGAAUUUGUUUAUUUGGCUAGUGAUUGAUCCCUAUGAAAACAUCGACGGCUGGUUCUCCGAUAACGCCUUCAAUAUGCUGUUUCACAAUGAGUUCAAGCUAUUUUACUUUGUUAAGUCUCGAACAUUAAUCCCCGAAAAGAACCUUCGGAAGUCCAUUGCAAUAUAUACUCUGGCUUCAAUCUAG